This is a messenger RNA of Adelges cooleyi (spruce gall adelgid), 1093 nucleotides long. RefSeq lists its product as uncharacterized. Lineage: Eukaryota; Metazoa; Arthropoda; Insecta; Hemiptera; Adelgidae. The transcript has 9 exons. Bases 54 to 1085 code for a protein of 343 amino acids. Gene Ontology annotation, molecular function: calcium ion binding. The record is from RefSeq and is a predicted model, not a curated record.
GUCGUUUUAUUGUACAAGUACUCGUUUGAAUUUUAUUUUUUUUAAAAGUUAUUAUGCAUUUUAAAAGUGCUGUUAUAGUGUGCGCGUUGUAUCUUUUAACGUCAGCAUGGAGCAUUGGACUGAACAGUACACAACUAAGUGAAAUUAUUAAUCUGUACGAAAGUCACAAAAUGUCUGCUAGCCCAAUUACCAGCCAGAAUAUUACAAAACUUUUGAAAGAAUCUUUUGGAAUUCAAAAGCCUGAGGAACUUUUCGAUUGCGAUUCAAAUGGGGUCUAUUAUGUAGAUUUGAAGGAGUUACUACUGACGUUGGCGUAUGAAGAUAAGAAAAAACACGACAGCUUCGAGACUAAAAUGCUUACGUCUUUUGAAGUGGAGUUUUUCCUCAGCCUGUUUAUUGAACACGUGAACAUUACUGACCAAAAUGGAUAUUCUGGUCCUGAACAGCUACCAAGUGUAUUAAAAGAUUUAAAAUUGAACAAUACGGAGAUCGAAAAUAUAAUCGAAAAACUUAAAGAUAAAAAAAAAACAGUCCAAUUUGUUAUCAAUGAAGCGGAUUUCUUGUUGACAAUGUUGGAAACUAAACCAGAAGGUUAUGGUCUAGUCCGACAGCAAAUAGAAAAGUUCAUUGAUUUGUUUAAUAAUUGUCCCAAAACUGUUUACGGUGGUAUUGAUCCGCUAGAAAUUCAAAAAAUCUUCAUAGAGUUUGGUAUGGCUGACCCGAAACAUGAUUCGAAAUUCCUUUUCAAAUCCAGCCGAUCCGCUGCGAAAGAGAUAAUGGAAUUGAUGUUGGUUACGGCAGAACGCAGUAGGACGAUACACACAGAACACACAGCAAGAGGGGUGUUGGAUACAGAUAUAGUCCAGAUGUUCUUAAGCAAUUUCGUUAAAUUCGAUGUAGAUAGUGAUGGUAUCCUUUCGCAUGAAGAGUUCGUUUCUUGGGUGCAACUUGCCAGACGUGAGAUGUUUGAUGAGCCAAAAUGCGGACAUCCUCGAAAUAACGAUAGAAGUGUAACAAACUUUGCGAAAUUCUUGAAAAUGAUGCUUCCUUACUAUGAACUUGACGAAGAAUCAUAUUUUUAUUAAUUUUAAUA